Nematocida homosporus is the source of this 1677-nucleotide messenger RNA. RefSeq lists its product as uncharacterized. The transcript has a single exon. The record is from RefSeq and is a predicted model, not a curated record. Lineage: Eukaryota; Fungi; Microsporidia. Bases 1 to 1677 code for a protein of 558 amino acids.
AUGAAAGAGAUAAGAAUGGUUACAUUGUCACUUAGGUUUAUUUGGGUUAGUAUUGGGUUGGUGAUGGGGUUAGCCAGUGGACAUAUGGAGUGUGCCCAGAUUCAAGAGAUCAUCAAUUACGACAAGUCUAAGAGCCUGAUAUCGCAAAUAUACUUUAUGCGGGCGGACAAGGCUAUGUUAAAGCAAGAAAUCGGGCCGGAUGGGAUAAAAGCUAAACAGAUCACUCUGAUUUGGCUACAACUCUUAUCGAGUGACCUUAAACGAGAGGAGGCCGCUGAAAUUGAAGGAAGGUUUAAUGACAUACUGGGAAUAAAAACAACCACCCGACUGACAGGAAUCGUGGUAGAAUGGGUUAAGAGGUUGUACAAUAGUGAGCCAAUUAUGGAAAGGUACAACUGUCUCUUCCAAAAGAUCGGCGUAUGUGCCAGAGACUCGUUUUUGCUCCUAUUGAACCCAAUAAACCACUACCCAUCAAGGAAACCGAACGCCAACCCACAAAGCGCAUUGCAACUCGUCCAAAGCUUACUCAAUGAGAACCAGUGCAAGUUCGUAGAAUUCUACUGGGCGUUAGAUCGUGGCGGUAUGUAUCAGAAGAUCAAAAUAACCAUAACAUACGCCUAUCACACCCCCUAUCAAAAUGUCAAACUGGCUAGCUUAGUGCUGCUGGAGAAUAAUAUAACCAAAGCCAAUCUCACCAUAGUUGGUCGAGGGUCUGAGAGCAUAUCAAUGAAGAACCCGUUGGAAAAUCUGAUACUGUACACACCGCACACGCAAAUACAAUCAAUAGCGGUGGAUGGCUUUAUUCUUGUCAAUAGUCUCGAUGUCUGGGCAAGCAGGUGGAGAACGAGUUUGUGCCAAAUCUUUAAGACGUCCAAGCUAUCACUAAAACUGAGCCGGCUUAGGGUGGGCAUUAAGAAGAAAGAGAUAUUCGGAAAGGGCGAUGGGUGGUUGGUAGUGGAUGUUAAGAUACAGUUUAUGCAGAUCCAGCAAAUCAUAGUGUAUGACUUCGAAGGGGGCUUUGAAUCAGAGUUGUUGCGCUACAAGUGCCUUAUUCUGCCGACGGUUGCUCAUCUGGUCAUGAUUACAGGGUUCAGGCUGCCCAAGACCCGGGUGGGGCUGAUGUGGAUCGGCAGCAGCGACCAAAGUUUAGAUUUUAGGGCGUGUAUGCCAUCUGCCCGAACUUACUUCAAGAUAAUUUAUUGGGAUGAGGGUGGAAUUUGGGUCAAUGAGAUGAUAAACAGGCUGAUUACCUAUGGAAGUAUGAUUAAUAAGGAGUUAACUGGUGAGAUUAAACAAAUGCUGAAAGGGGCCAAAGAACUAGGCAAACUUGAUAUUGGAUAUCACGGAGUCAAGGUCAUGCUUAAGAGCCACCAGUCUUUCCCGGCGUGCGUAUCGGCUCUUCAAUGCUACUACAAGGUUAUUACAGAACUGUUGCAGAAUAUAGUGUCUAGUCUCGUCGACUUGAAAAUUAAGCCACCCAACCGGCCGAAGCUCUUGCAAAUCUUGGUCAAGGUUGCGUGUGCGGGACAGAUAAUUUCCAACUUCCUCUUUUACGCCAGUAUAGAGAACGAGAUUGUCGUCGACACCAAGGAAUGGGAUCAGAGCCUCUACGAAUACAACCAAUUGCUUAUUCAGCUGAAUGAGAAAGCAAAGGCAUUUGAGCUGUCUAGAGUUUGA